AUGGCAGAAGGCACUUCCAUAUCUGCAUCCCCGGUCGACGAAACACACGAUACCAGCCCCCCUGCCUUCCACUCCAUUCAUCUAAACGACGUCUCAGGCCUCACAGGUCGGCCUACACCGCUGCCACAGAAACUCUGGAUUAAACACCGACCUGAUCUCCUUAACGGUAAUGUGCUAGAUGAAGACGAGGACGAGGACGAGGACGAUGAUGAAGACGAUGAUGAUGUCGAAGACAUAUACCCAACGGCAGGUGGUGUCUUUAACACGGAAGAAGACGAUUUUGUAGCCGUUGACCAUUCAGAUGCUUCGGAUUAUCCUUGGUAUAUGCGGUCCCGGGCACCUGCAAGGAAGUCGGAGCUAGAUAAACUCCACCCGUACGUGCAGCUCCUCUCAGUGUCGGAUGUUGAAGGCUGCGAGAAGGUUGAGUUAGCAUUCCCAGAGCCCGAGAGGUCAACUCCUGGCAAUAAUAAACCAAAGGCGGUUCUUCUUGCACACAUCCUGGCCACGAGGACAACCUCUCCUGUGAUAACCAAUGCGACCAUGGAGAUCCCCAAGGACUGGAGAAAUAAGAAAUCUGCCCUACCAAGGUCUAGUGAUGAGGAGCCUAUAGGCCACCAGGACGAGGGCUCAACCAUAGCCAUUCACUCGCUCGCUGUCCUCCCUGAGCAUCAGGAUAAGGGUCUUGGCAAAUUGCUGAUAAAAUCAUAUAUUCAGCGGAUCCAGGAUGCUAAGAUUGCGGAUCGUCUCGUUCUGUUAGCCCACGACCACCUUCUUCCGUUUUAUACAAGUCUUGGAUUCGAGAACAUUGGGCGUAGUAAAUGCACCUUUGGCGGUGGUGGUUGGAAUGAUCUGGUCCUCGACUUCAACAAAAUUAAAUGA
Messenger RNA from Microsporum canis CBS 113480, 879 nucleotides. Its product is annotated as acetyltransferase. The record is from RefSeq and is a predicted model, not a curated record. Gene Ontology annotation, molecular function: aralkylamine N-acetyltransferase activity. Gene Ontology annotation, cellular component: cytoplasm. The transcript is spliced from 3 exons. NCBI's taxonomy places the organism in Eukaryota, Fungi, Ascomycota, Eurotiomycetes, Onygenales, Arthrodermataceae. Bases 1 to 879 code for a protein of 292 amino acids.